Messenger RNA from Penicillium odoratum, 1074 nucleotides. Its product is annotated as fatty acid alpha-hydroxylase. Bases 1 to 1074 code for a protein of 357 amino acids. Gene Ontology annotation, biological process: lipid biosynthetic process; fatty acid metabolic process. NCBI's taxonomy places the organism in Eukaryota, Fungi, Ascomycota, Eurotiomycetes, Eurotiales, Aspergillaceae. Gene Ontology annotation, molecular function: iron ion binding; fatty acid 2-hydroxylase activity; heme binding. Gene Ontology annotation, cellular component: endoplasmic reticulum; membrane. The record is from RefSeq and is a predicted model, not a curated record. The transcript is spliced from 4 exons.
AUGCCGGGACGGGUUCUACCGACCUUUACGACUGCAGAUGUCGAGGCGCAUAAUAACGCGAAAUCUUGUUUCAUCACCAUCGGUCGCAAGGUCUACGAUGUUACAGAUUUCGUACAGGACCACCCUGGAGGUGGUGACUUGAUUCUCGACUACGCAGGAAAGGAUGUUGCGGAGAUUAUGAAGGACGAAAUUUCCCACGAGCACACCGAGGCCGCCUAUGAAAUUCUGGAUGACUACCACGAGAACAUCGCGGUUAACUCUACGCCUAUCUACCAAACCACUGGAAUGUCGCGGGAGGAGGAUCUGUCAGUCGAAACGGACAUUUCACAAGAUUUCAAAACGCACAAGUUCCUGGAUCUCAACAAGCCUCUCUUUCCUCAGUUGUGGUACAGCACUUUCUCCAAAGAGUUUUACCUUGAACAGAUCCACCGACCUCGCCACUACAAGGGCGGCGAAUCCGCCCCACUGUUUGGUAACUUCUUGGAGCCUCUCAGCAAGACUGCAUGGUAUGUGGUACCUAUUAUCUGGCUACCAUGCGUCGCCUAUGGUACCAUGAUUGGAACAGCCGGUCUGGGUAAUCCUGUCGCUGCUGGUGCAUACUGGAUUACUGGUGUUUGUCUGUGGUCAUUGAUUGAAUAUCUUAUGCACCGCUUCCUCUUCCACGUUGAUAAUUGGCUUCCGGAUAAUUCAGUCGGUUUGACCGCGCAUUUCUUGCUCCACGGAAUUCAUCACUACCUUCCCAUGGACAAGUACCGCCUGGUCAUGCCACCAACGCUGUUUGUGGCCUUGGCCGCUCCUUUCUGGAAAUUGGCGCAUGCCGUUUUCUUCUAUAACUGGUACGCGGCCGUGCAGGUUUUCUGCGGCGGUAUCUUUGGCUACGUCUGCUAUGAUUUGACCCACUAUUUCCUCCAUCACCGCAAUCUUCCUAUGUACUACAAAGAACUCAAGAAGUACCACCUGCAACACCACUACGCAGAUUUUGAGAACGGUUUUGGUGUUACCAGCCGAUUCUGGGAUCGAGUUUUUGGUACUGAGUUGGAGACCCCGUCUCCAAAGGGCUCCAAGGCUCAGUAG